UGCCGCCGCAGUAAGCUAUAUAUAUUUUCUCGGUAUCUCUUUUGGCGCGUUCUGAAGUCCGAUCCAAAAAGUGAACUUCGAAAUGAAUUUCUCCAUGUACAUCAGCACACUGUGUUUGGUUGCUGCGGCUCUUGUGUACGAAGAUGCGAGUGCGAUCAACAUAGAAGAAUACGCUAGUUCUAGUGACUGCAGCAGCGGUGGGGCCCCGUUAAAGGGGAGCUUCAGCUUGAACCCGACCGGUCCAAACAGCGUCUGGGUGUCAAUCGACGCUCACGUCGACGAGGAACUGGAUUCACCCCUGAAAGCCGUUGUUAAGAUUCAGAGAAAGGUGUUUUGGUGGUGGAUCACAAUGCCCUGUGUGAGCGACUAUGGAAGCUGUACCUACCAAGACAUGUGCCAGUUCCUGCCUCCCGCCUACAACGGCCCGCCCGGCUCGUGCCCGGCACCGCUCCAAGACCUUCCAUCGUGUCAAUGCCCGCUACGAACCGGCACGUACAGUGUAAAGAGCGAUAUCGACAUCCCUUCCAUUAAGAUUCCCUCCUGGCUCAUCAGCGGCAACUACUGGGCGCAAAUCAAGCUGUACAAAAACUCCCGUGAGGUCGGCUGUAAUGAAAUAUACUUCAGCGUAUAAAACAAAUCGGUCCAACAUGAUUACAGGCUAACUAGUAGACCUGUGAUAAAGAUCUUUUAGCAUCAGUUCACCGAUCGAUUAGUAAGUAUAGUCUGUCACGAGCCAAUGUGGUCCAUCAGGCCGGCGUUUAUCUCCGGUUUCA
Messenger RNA from Patiria miniata (bat star), 773 nucleotides. RefSeq names its product ganglioside GM2 activator-like. Gene Ontology annotation, biological process: ganglioside catabolic process; lipid transport. The record is from RefSeq and is a predicted model, not a curated record. Gene Ontology annotation, cellular component: cytoplasmic side of plasma membrane. Bases 83 to 631 code for a protein of 182 amino acids. Gene Ontology annotation, molecular function: lipid carrier activity; enzyme activator activity. NCBI's taxonomy places the organism in Eukaryota, Metazoa, Echinodermata, Asteroidea, Valvatida, Asterinidae. The transcript is spliced from 4 exons.